Synchiropus splendidus (mandarinfish) is the source of this 1521-nucleotide messenger RNA. RefSeq names its product neuromedin U receptor 1a (gene nmur1a). The transcript has 4 exons. Gene Ontology annotation, biological process: G protein-coupled receptor signaling pathway. Bases 1 to 1521 code for a protein of 506 amino acids. Gene Ontology annotation, molecular function: neuromedin U receptor activity. The record is from RefSeq and is a predicted model, not a curated record. NCBI's taxonomy places the organism in Eukaryota, Metazoa, Chordata, Actinopteri, Syngnathiformes, Callionymidae. Gene Ontology annotation, cellular component: plasma membrane.
AUGGCGGAGGGGAAGAAACUGUUCAUGCGCCUGCUGGUUUUUGUCCGUAGCGCUCCGAAGCGCCUGCCUGAGGGGAGGGGGCAGGAUAGGAGGAAAACCAGGGAGAGAGAGAGAGAGAGCGUGGCGAGAGAGGCUGGAGAUGAGGUGAAUGAGGAGGAGACACUGCAGGAGCAGCAUCACUUUCUCGCGCCGUCACACGACCAGCACCACGACAAGAAUUCCUUCCUCUGCCCUGUUCCGAUGGAUAUCAUCAACUGUACCUUGGAUCUGUGGGACAGAAGCUGGUGGGACUGUCUCCCCGGGGAAACGUGUGCCAACCUCACAGCAAAUGAGAGCUACGCAGCCAUUCAGGACAGAUGCUUGACACAGAAAGCCUAUCUGGAGAGAUAUCUGGGGCCACUUCGUUCGCCGGUCUUUCUCCCGGUCUGCCUCAUCUACCUGUGUAUCUUCUUGGUGGGAGUGCUGGGCAACGCGUUGACCUGCACAGUCAUCGCACGCAACAAAGUGAUGUGGACGCCGACAAACUACUACCUGUUCAGCCUGGCCGUGUCGGACCUGCUGGUGCUUCUGCUCGGGAUGCCUCUGGAGCUGUAUGAGCUGUGGCACAACUACCCCUUCCUGUUCGGGAAGGGAGGCUGCUACUUCAAGACCUUUUUAUUUGAGACGGUCUGCUUGGCCUCCAUUCUCAAUGUGACGGCCCUUAGUGUGGAGCGCUACAUUGCUGUUGUGCACCCACUUCGAGCCAAGUCUGUGGUGACCCGCACGCAUGCCAAGCGGGUCAUCCUGGCCGUUUGGGGUCUGUCUGUGUUGUGUGCUGUUCCAAACACCAGUCUCCAUGGGAUCACCAUUCUUCACGCUCCCACAACAGGAAACCAAACUGUCGAGAUCCCAGACUCUGCCAUCUGCACUCUGGUGAAACCUCGAUGGGUGUACAAUCUGACCAUCCAGGUGACCACCCUGCUAUUUUUUGUCCUGCCCAUGUUGACCAUCAGCGCCCUCUACCUGCUCAUCGGCCUGCAGCUUAAGCGGGAGAAGAUAAGCCAGGCACUAGAUGCCAAGUCGGGUUUUGGUCAGGACAGUUUUUGCAACAUCCGUACUCAGCAGCAGAAGGCGCGGCGGCAGCAAGUCACAAAAAUGUUGUUUGUCCUGGUGGUGGUGUUUGCCAUCUGCUGGGCGCCAUUUCACACGGAUCGCCUCAUGUGGAGCUUCAUCAGCAACUGGACCGACAGCCAUCUUAAGUUCUUCGAAUACGUGCACAUCAUAUCGGGGGUGUUUUUCUACCUCAGCUCCGCCGUGAACCCCAUUCUGUACAAUCUGAUGUCGACACGCUUUCGGGAAAUGUUCCGAGAGGCCAUGUGCCACCGGCCGCACCACAUCAUCCCCAGGAAACACUCCCUCAGUGUCACCCGGGUGACACUCCGCAGCACCCUGAGCGAUGCUCCGCUCAGCCACAGGGCAGCUGUGGUGGAGGCUGAGGCUGAGGAGGGGAAGCUUAAGAAUGAAACCAGUUUUUUGUGCUAA